AUGCAUCAACCGCCACCCAACACAGCCACAGCCCCCAACGCGCCGCCGCAAAUCAGCGUGAACGGAACCCAACUGCAAGUGGUGAACUUCCCGUACCUGGGCAGUACCCUCUCCCGCAACACCAAGAUUGAUGACGAAGUCGCCAACAGGAUCUCGAAAGCCAGUCAAGCCUUCGGUCGCCUCCAAAGCACAGUUUGGAAUCGUCAUGGUCUCCAACUGAGCACGAAGCUGAAGAUGUACAAGGCCGUCAUCCUGCCGACGCUACUGUAUGGAGCGGAGACUUGGACGGUGUACACAAAGCUGGCACGCCGUCUGAACCACUUCCACCUCAGUUGUCUUCGUCGCAUCCUGAGGCUGAAAUGCCAGGAUCGAAUCCCCGACACUGAUGUGCUGGAACGGACGGGAAUCCUCAGCAUCUCCACCAUGCUGAGACAAAUGCAGCUGCGCUGGAGCGGCCACCUGGCGCGCAUGGACGACGAGCGACUACCAAAACGACUCUUCUACGGAGACCUCGCGACGGGGUCUCGCCGCCAAGGAGGCCAAAUUCGCCGUUACAAGGACACUAUGCAGUCCUCCCUGAAGCGUCUACAAAUCAUCCCGACCAACUGGGAAGAUCUCGCACUCGAUCGACCGACCUGGAGGAGGACAGUGAAGACAGGCGCUGCGAUCUACGAAGCCAACCGCAUCGCUGCCGCCAAAGCAAAACGCGAAGCCCGCAAAUCACAACUUCGCGCAGUCCGCAACGCCGACGCACAACCGCUACCUACGUGUCCUCGAUGUCAACGGACAUUCCGGGCUCGAAUCGGACUUGUUGGACAUCUUCGGAUCAACUGCGCCUAUUGA
Messenger RNA from Spirometra erinaceieuropaei, 843 nucleotides. NCBI's taxonomy places the organism in Eukaryota, Metazoa, Platyhelminthes, Cestoda, Diphyllobothriidea, Diphyllobothriidae. The record is from the annotation of a GenBank genome assembly.